GCGGGCUUCCGGGCCCGACCGCCGCGACCCCAGCUCUGCAGGCCCAGCGCGGGACACGGAUAGCUAGCGAGCCAGAGAAAUAUAGUGGAAAAUGCAAAACAACGAAAUUAUAAAGCCUGCCAAAUACUUCUCGGAGUUGGAAAAGAGCAUCUUGCUUGCUUUAGUAGAAAAGUACAAAUAUGUGCUGGAGUGUAAGAAAAGCGAUGCCCGAACUAUUGCCCUCAAACAACGUACCUGGCAGGCGCUUGCCCAUGAAUACAACUCCCAGCCCAGCGUCUCUCUGCGGGAUUUCAAACAGCUAAAGAAGUGCUGGGAGAACAUCAAGGCUAGGACCAAAAAAAUUAUGGCUCAUGAGAGGAGAGAGAAAGUGAAGCGGAGUGUGAGCCCACUGCUCAGCAGCCACGUUCUGGGGAAGGAGAAGAUCAGCACCAUGCUGCCUGAGCAACUGUACUUCCUACAGAGCCCGCCGGAGGAGGAGCCCGAGUACCACCCUGACACCCCAGCCCAAGAAUCAUUUGCUGUUUCAAAUAGAGAACUGUGCGAUGAUGAGAAAGAGUUCAUACAUUUUCCAGUAUGUGAGGGGACUUCUCAACCUGAACCCUCGUGUUCAGCUGUCAGAAUAACAGCCAAUAAAAACUACAGGAGCAAAACCUCUCAGGAAGGUGCUUUAAAAAAGAUGCAUGAGGAAGAACACCAUCAACAAAUGUCCAUCUUACAACUGCAGCUGAUACAAAUGAAUGAGGUGCAUGUGGCCAAAAUCCAGCAGAUAGAGCGAGAGUGUGAGAUGGCAGAGGAAGAGCAUAGGAUAAAAAUGGAAGUUCUCAAUAAAAAGAAGAUGUAUUGGGAAAGAAAACUACAGACUUUUACCAAGGAAUGGCCUGUUUCUUCAUUUAACCGGCCCUUUCCCAAUUCACCCUAAGACUUUGGGAAUGACUACCUUGUAAUUAAUCUGUGUUGGAAAUGAAAAGUUUGGAAUAUGAACUUGCGGUCAGUAACUUGUAACUGAGCUACAACUAGGAAACUUAGAGUGGUAGUAGUCACUUAUUUAAGAAUACAUUCAGGUAAAACAGCUGUACCUUGUGUCCCCUUCCAGGGAUAAAGAAGCUGUUAUACUCUUCUGAAAAUUAUCACGAUGAGUGCUAUAAUUCUGAAUGUAAUGUCUCUUAAUUAGAAUUCAUGUAAGAACCAUGUGUGAGUGUUGUAGGUUUUUUUUUUUUAAUCAAAUGCAAGUGUGACUAUAAAGGAGUGUGGCUGAUUUUUUUUUUUUUCUUUCUAAGUAGUCAUUUUCUAUCCAAAUCAAUGCCCUCCCAUUGAAAAUGGCUGUCCUGACAGCCACAUAUCUCUACAAGGGAGAAGCCAUUGCUCUCAAAAUGUGCUGGAGGCCUUUGGGGUAUCUCUGAGAGAGCUACGGCCCCUUGUUCCCUUCUUCAGGACCAUCCUCUGGAGUGUGGAUUUUCUGUCCCUAAACAGCAUCUGGAAGGGUAUUUUCCAAAGUGUCUCAUAAAACUGCCUUUUAAGGCCUCCCCCCCCAAGAGGAAUUCCAAGUAAGGUCUCCAACCAUGGUAGUUUCGUUGGAACUAAGACUGUAAUAAGAGGGUUUAAUGUUCAUUUAGAUUUCUACCUUCUGUUAUAUUUGUUUUAUUAAAGAAAAGUCUUGUAAUUUUAUAGUCA
This is a messenger RNA of Perognathus longimembris pacificus (Pacific pocket mouse), 1671 nucleotides long. RefSeq names its product Myb/SANT DNA binding domain containing 3 (gene Msantd3). NCBI's taxonomy places the organism in Eukaryota, Metazoa, Chordata, Mammalia, Rodentia, Heteromyidae. The record is from RefSeq and is a predicted model, not a curated record. The transcript is spliced from 3 exons. The coding region runs from base 92 to 919 and encodes 275 amino acids.